Messenger RNA from Owenia fusiformis, 2045 nucleotides. The record is from the annotation of a GenBank genome assembly. NCBI's taxonomy places the organism in Eukaryota, Metazoa, Annelida, Polychaeta, Sabellida, Oweniidae.
AAGUGACUGAAGUGAUUUAAUGCGCAGUUUGAACCUGAAAUUCAAAACACAUCUUUAUGUCCUGAUCGCAGGGAAUACUUAAAUAAACACUUCAGUGAUUUUCAAUUAGGAUGUUAUCGUGACAGUAACAGUCAUAAAAAUUUUACUUAUGAAACACAGAAGAAAGCAUAUGUAAUGGAUGCAUGUACUUGUAGACUUCAUUAAAGAUUGGAUGUUAUCAUACAUUAUUGAACAGUGCAUGAUCGUCUUAUUGGAACAGAACAAAUUCGAUGCACUUAAAUGUGUUGCCUUAAUGUUGAUAUGAAUUUGAAUGUUUAUCAAUGCUGUCAUUCAAGCAUUCAUACUUUUAAGUACUUCUUGGAAACUCCAGGACAGCAUUUGCAAUAGGUACCAAAUUGGACAUACAAGGGCUAUAUCAAGAUAUGAUUACAUGUCUUAAACUAACCUAUCAUUGAACCAUUCACGCUAAGUCUUUGAGGAAGUAGUUCGCGGAAAUUCUGGAAAUUUUGUGACAGGAUUUACAAUUGUGAAUAACAGGACAAUAAAGGACACUGCAGUUCCAGUUAUAGCACAAACAUGAAAAUACUUCAUAUAUUCUUGCUGUUAGCAGCUUUUAUAGGUGAGUGUGUAUUGAUGAUAGAUGGAACAUCUGUGGAGGUGCGUCAAUGUCGCUCAUCUUCAUGGUGGGAUUUGAUCUUCAACAACCACAUACAUAUAGACUGCCCCACUGGGAAAGUUAUUGACAUUAAAAGUGCAGUUGCGAGCCCACCAUCACAUAGAUGUGGCUCAGGAUAUCAAAAGAGUAUAACCUCUGAUGUCAUGGAGGAAUGUAAUGCAAAACACUCCUGUUUAUGGCGUUUAAAAAGAUAUAGGAUCUCUGGAUGUAGCAGGCUGACAUGCCAUACUGUAAAUUAUGAAUGUGGCACAGCAACAUGCGCCCCCCUAGAAGAUAUCUCAAAUGGAAAUGUGAUGGUAUCAAAUAAUGACCGGAUAGUAGGGACAACUGCUACAUAUACGUGUGAUGUUAAAUUCUUGAUCCACGGGGAUGCAAUACGUCAUUGCGGAUGGGAUGAUAACUAUCACCGAUAUAGAUGGCUGGGUCACCCACCAUCUUGUUAUGUCGACAGGACACUUUGUCCCCAUACAACAAAUACAAUGUAUGUUAUUGGUCCUAUGUGUUAUGAGUUCCAUGAUGAGCAACAAUACAGCUAUACUGAAGCUGAACAGAAAUGUUUGGAGAAACAUGGCAGCAUGGCAAUGGUUAUCAACAAUGACAUAUGGAGUCUGGUAGUACAACAUGCAAAAUUGCAAUGGAAUAUUCACCAUGUCCAGAACACAUACUGGUUUAAAACUGAUGAAGACUAUAUUGGUAGUUGGUACUAUGAGGCUGGUAGUUGCUUUUACUUAUUUAUUACCACACGUUAUUAUGGCCAAUACUUUAAUUGGGGUUGGUCGAAGAACUGUGACCAUCGAGGUGGUCACAUUUGUCAGUAUGAACCCAUAGUGGCUACAUCCUGUGACCCAUUAGAGGUGCCAGAGAAUGGUUGGAUGUCUGGGUCUAGCAGGGCAAUUGGAGCUGAGAUCACACUAUCUUGCAAUGAUGGAUAUACACCUUCAAAUAAGAACCGUACUACAUUUAUUCGCCAAUGUCUCCCCAGUGGACUGUGGGAUGGGGUACAUCCUGAUUGCCAAGAGGUUGAUUGUGGUAAUCCAACUGGUGGUGAGAAUGUGAAGAUAAUGCUUCCAAAUAAUGCAACAACAUUUGGGUCAAUGGCUCAGUUUGGUUGUAUGGAAGGCUUCAGUCAUGCAUUGGCAAAUGAUGACGAUGAUGUUUAUCUUGAAGCUAUUUGUCAGAAAGAUGGCCUAUGGAGUCUUAAUCCACCAGUUUGUACAGAGAUAGUGUCUACUAGAUCCUUGCCACGCACUGAGUCAGAAACCAAGCCAAUUACUUCACAUAGAACAACUUAUGUUACAACGCCUGAAACAACAGAUGUCACAAGGCCUGAAACAACAGUUGUCACUAGGCCUCAAACAACAGAUGUCAC